GUGCUGCAGUUUCUUCCUCUGCAGCAACACUCCACAGUGGGCAGGUUUGGUCUCCACCCCCUUGGCUGCACGUUUCCGAAGCUGCACCACGCUGUGCUCUGCCUCCACUCAGCAUUUGCUCUAGCUGCAGCGUUCCCGCCGUGGCCUUCGGUGAGCAGCGAUGUUUUCCUGCAGAGCGGUCUGGCAGAGGUGUGGGCCUCUGGCUCGGAGAGCAGCUUACAGGCUGCCCCUGGAAGGUGUGCAGCGGCGGGCCAUGUCGUCAGUCCCUGGCGGGUCUGGGGAGAACAUCCUGUACACCGUGCUGUGCAGUGGAGCUCUGGUUGGGGCCCUGUCAUACGCAUAUGUGACUGUGACCUCAGAUCAUGAGAGGUUCAACGAGCGCAUCAGUGAAAUUAGAGCCAGACCCAAGACGGAGUGGACGCCUAAACCCUGGCCACCUAAAGGCGGCGAUGCGGAUGAGGACGGAGAGGCUAAAGCUGGGGAAGAGGAGGCUGCUGCUGCUGAAGCAGAGACCAUCGUGGAGGAAGCGGCCGAGGUGGUCGCCGAGGCUGCUGCGGCCGUCGCCGAGGCCGCAGAGGCCGUCGCCGAAGUGGCACAGGAAGUGGAGGCAGCUGCAGAGGAAGUGACCAAAGUGGCCGAGGCAGUGGAAGAGGCUGCUCAGGCUGUGGCAGAACCUGCCGCGGUCGGUGCAGAGGAGACCCAAAGCGAUGUGCCGCUGGCAGCUGCCUCUGCAUUAGAGCUACUGAAGAAAGACGAAGAAAAGGAUGACUCUGCACCCACCGAACAAGAGCCUCCGCUAUCAGUAGUUGAAAAGGAGACCCCUGCUGUUGCAGAGGUUUCAGAUGGAAGUACUUUAGGCAUGGCUGUGCCCAUUAUUGAGGAGAAUGUUUCACCAGUGGAGGAUGGAAAGCCUUCUGAAACAGAAGUAGCACCAACCAAGCAGUCCCCUGCGCCCGCUGAUGUAUUGUCAGAAGAGCCCCCAGCCUUUUUACAACUUGCACCUGUUGUUGAGAAACUCUCGGUACAGGUACCAUUAGUUGAAGAGGCUACAGCACCAGUAGACAUUAAGCCAGUUGAAGAAGGCCCUGCACCAAUUCAGGAGGUUUCUUUACCAAUAGAGGCUGCACCUGUUGCUGAUGAGCCCCUAGCACCAGCAGAGGUUGCCAAGGAGGCCCCUGCACCAACAGAGGUAGAGAUAGUUGUUGAGGAGCCCCCUGCACCAGUAGAUGCAGCACCAGCUGUUGAGGAGCCCCCUGCACCUGCAGAGGCUUCAGCGCUUGUCGAAGAGGCCCCUGCACCUGUAGAGGUUGCAGCCGUUGUCGAAGAGGCCCCUGCACCGGUAGAGGUUGCAGCCGUUGUCGAAGAGGCCCCUGCAACUGCAGAGGUUGCAGCCGUUGUCGAAGAUGCCCCUGCGGAGGUUGCAGCUGUUGUCGAAGAGGCCCCUGCAGAGGUUGCAGCCAUUGUCGAAGAAGCCGCUGCACCUGCAGAGGUUGCAGCCAUUGUCGAAGAAGCCGCUGCACCUGCAGAGGUUGCACCAGUUGUCGAAGAGGCCCCUGCACCUGCAGAGGUUGCACCAGUUGUCGAAGAGGCCCCUGCACCUGCAGAGGUUGCAGCCAUUGGCGAAGAGGCUGCUGCACCUGCAGAGGUUGCAGCCAUUGCCGAAGAGGCCCCUGCACCUGCAGAAGUUGCACCAGUUGUCAAAGAGGCCCCUGCACCUGCAGAGGUUGCAGCAGUUGUCGAAGAGGCCGCUGCACUGGCAGAGGUUGCAGCAGUUGUCAAAGAGGCCGCUGCACCUGCAGAGGUUGCAGACAUUGUCGAAGAGGCACCUGUAGCGGUUGCAGCCGUUGUCGAAGAGGACCCUGCACCUGCAGAGGUUGCAGCAGUCAUGCAGGAAACUCCAGCACUAGUAGACAAGACAAGCAAAGAAUACAUUGUUGUUGUCCUGGAAGGAACGCCUAAAGAAGAGAAAAGGCCCAAGGUCCUAGGAGUUGGUCCCAUGACUGGUAGAAUCAUUCUGGAUCCAGAAGAUGACAGUAACCCUGCCUCUGAGGGUAGGCGACGUCUUCUUAGGAUGCAAAUGCAGUAGUAUCAACAAAGUAAAGCUCUCCUAAACGAAGAUUGUCCUCCAGUAGACGAGGGAGGAUGUGCCUUUCUCCUACACCUUUCUUCAUCCUUCAGCUCUGCAACAGGAGUCCUAGGUUACACAUUACUGACGCAUUACAGUGUUUCAAAGGUUGCUUCAUUGAGCCGACACAGCCCGUUACUUUGAAUCUGCACUUGUAUGUGAGCCCGGUCAGCCACCGACGGCUGGUUUUUAUUGUCAGGGACAUUUCCUGUUUCUUCUGUGAACUACAAUCUGUUUACACCUUUUGACUAAACUGAGCUUUUCAGCCAUCCCAAAGUUUUACUGUUACACUUUAACAAGCACUCCAGUGGAAUAUAUUGAUAUUGUGCAUUUCCUCCAAACACUGCCACCACAGUAUUGACGCUCGAAGCGAGGGGCAUCCAGAUCCACCAGCACUGUUACCGCAACCAUCCUCAGGAAUCACUGGGGAUUCUGGUGGACUUUAUCUGUUGAGGAAUAAACCUGUGAUCCCAAGGGGCUCACCUACUACCUCACCUUUUAAUUCAUGGUUUAAUUCUAAGAUCACCCCAAAGACCUUUGUGCAAUCCUAGUAGUGUUUCGUUUCUUGGCCUGCAACACAGCAGCUAAACCACUAUCUUCACAUGAGUUACUCUAAGUGUUGUUUAAAAACACUCCUAGCAGAUUUAUGACAGAGCUGCAAACUCCUUCCCCCACUCUGUUUUCACAUCAUUAAAACCACCGACUAAAAAGGAAACUAGUAAGGGAACUGGAUCUGCAUAAAGCAAUCAGCAUUAUCUCUGUUUUGAACCUCUACAUUCAGUGUAUGCAAAGUUUUGUGAUGUGUAGCUCUCAUCAGUGGAUCAAAUGGGGAAUUAAAGCAGCAUCCUGUUCUUUCACCCUUUGUGUUUGUGUUUCUGUUCUUUCUUUUCUGGUUUUCUCUCAUCUGACCUUUUACUGAAGUGGAACUUAAAGGCUUGUAGCAUGUACAAUCAGGUGACAUGGUGUAUGUUAAGGGGGAGGUGUCUUAAUGUGGCAUGAAGUUUAAGCAUGUCUGAAGGAAGGUCUUCCGUGUGAAGAGCUUGGACGGCUCUGUUGUGGUUUUCUCUUCCUUUGGAUUUUCUCACCUGGUUGUGAAUUCCUCUCUGUCUAGGCUCACCUUGGAUCUGACGCUAAACUGUUAGAAUAGCUGCUUCUAAAUAGGAACGGCUACACUGUCCUCCUGCUCUCUGAUUUCUGUAUUAGAAAUGGCUAAAUAGCUGCCAUAAAAUAGCAAAUACUGUGAAACAUUACUUCUGUUUUGCAAAAUAAAGAAUUUGAAAACAA
Messenger RNA from Fundulus heteroclitus (mummichog), 3409 nucleotides. RefSeq lists its product as uncharacterized. The record is from RefSeq and is a predicted model, not a curated record. Gene Ontology annotation, biological process: anterograde axonal transport. Lineage: Eukaryota; Metazoa; Chordata; Actinopteri; Cyprinodontiformes; Fundulidae. The transcript has 8 exons. Gene Ontology annotation, cellular component: mitochondrion. The coding region runs from base 161 to 2086 and encodes 641 amino acids.